UCCUUUUUAUAAAAUCCUCCCUCCUAAAUUCCAUCCUCCCAUUCACAACCUCCAAUCUUUCUCCUCGAAUACCCAGACACUUUCAUUUUUUCUCCUUCAUUUCAUAAUUUGCCGGCAAAAUGUCGCCGGGGCUUGGGAAAUGCAGCAAAAUCCGCCACAUUGUGAGGCUUCGCCAAAUGCUCCGGCGGUGGAGAAACAAGGCCCGCGUGUCGGCCAGUCGCAUCCCGUCCGAUGUGCCGGCGGGACAUGUGGCGGUCUAUGUGGGGACGAGCUGCAGGAGAUUCGUGGUGCGGUUGACGUACCUGAACCACCCCGUCUUUAAGAAACUCCUUAUCCAAGCCGAGGAAGAGUACGGCUUCACUAAUCAAGGCCCGUUGUCCAUCCCCUGCGACGAGACCGUUUUCGAAGAAGUGAUCCGAUUUAUUUCCCGUUCGGAUUCGGGUCACUCCGGUAAGUUCACGUGCAUCGAGGACUUUAAAGGAAACUGUCACGUAGGAAUCAGGAUUAAUUUCGAUUUGUGGACCGAAUCUCGACCGUUACUUCAUGGGUUCGUUGAGAAAACAAUUUGGUAAUUCAGGAAACAGUGAGAACAAAAAGGAAACCGCUUUGAUUCUUACCCGGGUUUUUUCACUCAGUUCUGAAUUAGCUCGAGUGAACAAUUCAUUAUACGCUGUUGAAGCAAGUGAGUUGGCCGAGUUGAGAAGCUGGUUACUAAUUCAUAGUGGGGUUUUCAUUUUUUAUUUUUUUUUAAAAAAAAAUUGGUUGAUAUUGGGGGCAAAAUGAACCGAGUCAAUAAUGAUAGCUCCGGAAAUGCAUGGAGAUGGCAGAGAAAGGUGGGUGAGCUACCCACCGAGUCGUCCCGAGUUCGAACCGGAAUGGGAGCAAAGGAAAAAGGUAUCGAAUCGAGACAUUGAGACUAUUCAACUCAAGUCUCAAGAAGAAAACAAGAACAAGUAGUUUUGUGUAAAUUCUGAGAUUUAUUGAUUGGUGAAGAAAACAAUGUACAGAUAUUAAUUCCAUCAAUAUGUUCAAUUAUUUCCAUUAUUAAUUUAAUUUUCAAUUUCUUUUUGUUUUUA
Gossypium raimondii (Peruvian cotton) is the source of this 1076-nucleotide messenger RNA. Its product is annotated as auxin-induced protein 6B. Bases 120 to 572 code for a protein of 150 amino acids. Lineage: Eukaryota; Viridiplantae; Streptophyta; Magnoliopsida; Malvales; Malvaceae. Gene Ontology annotation, biological process: response to auxin. The record is from RefSeq and is a predicted model, not a curated record. The transcript has a single exon.